ACACCACUCUCCAGUCCCCCCCGCUUACUCCAAGUCGCCUCUUGUUGGAAAAUGUCGCCUUUACUACACUCGUCGAUGAAGCUUGUGCUUUUGGAAGUAUGGAUCUACACUGUCCUCACACAAGGGAUAUUUUCUGACACUUGCCCACAAUGUCACCAACUCGCCAAGUGUGAGGACAAGAGCUGCAAGUGCAUGGAGGGAUACACAGGCAAUGGGAUUACCAACUGCCAAGAUGACGAUGAGUGUGCGACAGUGGAACGCAUAUGUGAGGAUCAUGCCACGUGCAAAAAUACUCCUGGAAGCUACCAAUGCAUCUGUAAACCGGGCUACACCUCCACAAAUGGCCAAGACCAUUUUAAACCCAACGAUGGAAGUCAUUGUAAAGACAUCGAUGAGUGCAGCAGGUCUAACAGGUGUGGCGAUUUCUCCAAUUGCCACAACACCAAGGGCUCUUUCCACUGUUCCUGCCUCAGAGACUAUGUGUCAUCCACAGGAGCCAAGUUGUUUCAACCAGACACACAGACAACUUGUUUGAAGAACCCUCGACCUAAUUGCCACCAGGAUUCAGAAUGUCUCGAAAACAGGGUCAAAAGCAUCAUACAAAAUAUCAGCAGUAUAAGUCGUCCCCAGGAGUUGUUGGAGGAGAUGAGGAAACAGACGUCAGGAGAACUGACCCCAACUGAUGUCCUGGCCUACACAGAAGCCCUGUCCUCUGCCGUACUGUGCUUAGAGCGGGAAACUCAAUCACAUAAGGAUGUUCCUGUGCAGGAAGCUAUGACGGACUUUGUGAAGACGGUAAACAACCUGGUGGAGAGCAAUGAGUUAGAGGCCUGGAACAGGCUUGAGGAGCAGGACAGGGAGCGCACCCUGACCAAGCUCUUCCACUCUGUGGAGAAGGGCUCUCUGGCGCUCUCCUCCAUCAGCAGCAACCUCACCACCGUGGAGGUCAAGCAAGGGGAUGUGGAAUUGAAACUCUACAGACUAGAGGAUAAGCAGAGAGAGAAGAAAGUCUCUGUGUUCCUGGGAGCAAACGCCAUAGCUUUGACACCCAAACGACAAGAUGGAGCCAGAGUGUCAAGUGGAAAGGUAUCAAUAGUUUUCCUCCAGUAUAAAGAAAUUGGCUCAGUCCUAGGCCCCAACGACGAUCCAGGAUUGGUUGACUACUCAAAGUUUGCUGCAGCUGGUCCAAUCAGAGUGAACUCUGAUGUCAUAGCAGCUGCCAUUGGCUCUGCUGAGAUGUACCCCCUUGAGGAAGUGACUUUUACUUUGAAGCAUUCAGAGGCGAUCGAUCCCGUGGACGACGUGACCAGCUGUGCAUUCUGGGAGUACUCGGUGGACACCAUGGAGGGACGCUGGGCCUUGGACGGCUGCCAGCGCUCGCAGGUCAACAGCUCGCACACCACCUGCACAUGCAGCCACCUGACACACUUCGCCAUCCUCAUGUCCUCUGGACGGGCAAACCUUCUGGCGCACUACAACAUCCUGACGCGGAUCACCCAGCUGGGCAUGGUGAUCUCGCUCAUCUGCCUGUCGCUCUGCAUCUUCACCUUCUGGUUCUUCAGCGAGAUCCAGAGCACCCGCACCACCAUCCACAAGAACCUCUGCUGCAGCCUCUUCAUGGCCGAGUUCAUCUUCCUCAUCGGCAUCAACAUGCAUGCACACAAGUUGUUCUGCUCUGCCAUUGCGGGUUUGCUGCAUUAUUUCUUCCUGGCGGCGUUUGCAUGGAUGUGUAUCGAGGGCAUCCAUCUCUAUCUGAUAGUGGUGGGUGUCAUCUACAACAAGGGCUUUCUGCAUCGCAACUUCUACAUAUUUGGAUAUGGCAGUCCAGCUGCAGUGGUGGCCAUCUCUGCCACCCUUGGUCACAAAUACUAUGGUACUAACACAGUAUGUUGGCUGAGCACAAAGAACAACUUCAUCUGGAGUUUCAUUGGCCCUGCAUGCUUGAUUAUACUGGUGAACCUGUUGGCAUUUGCCGUUAUCAUGUACAAAGUAUAUCGGCAUACGGCAGUGAAGCAACCUGAAAUGAGCCACUAUCAAAACGUCAGGUCAUGUGCUAGAGGGGCCAUGGCUCUUCUGUUUGUCCUCGGCUCCACCUGGACCUUGGGGGUCCUGCACAUCCUCAAUGAAACGACCCUGACGGCGUACCUCUUCACUUUCGCCAACGCAUUCCAAGGGAUGUUUAUCUUCAUUUUCCUUGUGGUAUUAUCCAGAAAGAUUCAGGAAGAGUACUACAGGCUGUUCAAAAAUAUCCCUUGCUGCUUUGAAUGCUUUUCAUAAACAGUGAACAAGAGGAGUCGCCAUUAAUGAAGACUGAUGAAGAUUCCUUUUGGUUGUGUGUGUGUGUGUGUGUGUGUGUGUGUGUGUGUGUGUGUGUGUGUGUGUGUGUGUGUGUGUGUGUGUGUGUGUGUGUGUGUGUGUGUGUGUGUGUGUGUGUGUGUGUGUGUGUGUGUGUGUGUGCGCAGGCCCGCCGACAGGGGGGCACAAGGGGGGUAUGUUGUCCUGGGUCCAGGGAGAUAGGGGGCCCAGAAUUGGGUCCCCAUUACAUUCUAUGUAUUGGAUAGGGGGCCCUUUCAGAUGUGUGUGUGUGUGUGUGUGUGUGUGUGUGUGUGUGUGUGUGUGUGUGUGUGUGUGUGUGUGUGUGUG
Engraulis encrasicolus (European anchovy) is the source of this 2643-nucleotide messenger RNA. RefSeq names its product adhesion G protein-coupled receptor L4 (gene adgrl4). Gene Ontology annotation, molecular function: G protein-coupled receptor activity; calcium ion binding. The transcript has 16 exons. Lineage: Eukaryota; Metazoa; Chordata; Actinopteri; Clupeiformes; Engraulidae. Gene Ontology annotation, biological process: adenylate cyclase-activating G protein-coupled receptor signaling pathway; cell surface receptor signaling pathway. The record is from RefSeq and is a predicted model, not a curated record. Bases 52 to 2277 code for a protein of 741 amino acids. Gene Ontology annotation, cellular component: plasma membrane.